AUGUCCCGCCCCAGGAAAUACCUUUCGCCAGAGGAUAAGCUCACGGCGAAUCGGGAGAAGAGCAAACGAUCUUACAACAAUCACAGGGAAAAGAUAAAUGCCCGACGGAGGGCCCAAUAUUCCGAGCGAAAAUUGCGGGGGGGUGCACAUCGUGAGCGUCAAGCGGGGAAUGCGCUGAGUGGUCUUCCAGGGGAUAACCACUGGUGGGUCAAUCUCUCCUUCAUGCGAGGGUCGCUUAUGAACUUGGCUCCUAGGGAUGAAAUCGUGCAGAUCAGCGUGGAAUGUCUCGUCACUCUGGCGGAGAGGACCUACGUUCAAUAUGGGGAGAUCAUUGGCAACUCGCCAUACAUGUUCUUGAAAUCAACGUGCGACCGCUUCGUCCAACGGCGCCAUGCAGACUCCGGCGAGGCGAAGAGGAAAAUCGACGCACAAAUCACAGAGCUGGCAAAAUUGGCGAGUCGCCUGCUCAGGGUCCAUGUCGAUCUGACGCGGUUGGAAUACGACGUGGGGGACGCGUUGCGAAAGGUGGAGUCUCUCGCACAACCCGUGCGCCGUACUCUGGCAGACUUGGCAGACAUAUCUGAGGCUAUUGAGGCCGAUGAAGCGCAGUUCUGUCAUGAUUACAUGCAAGGUCGACUGUAUUACCAAAAUCACUGA
Coprinopsis cinerea okayama7#130 is the source of this 657-nucleotide messenger RNA. RefSeq lists its product as hypothetical. Lineage: Eukaryota; Fungi; Basidiomycota; Agaricomycetes; Agaricales; Psathyrellaceae. The record is from RefSeq and is a predicted model, not a curated record. The transcript is spliced from 3 exons. Bases 1 to 657 code for a protein of 218 amino acids.